AUGAUGUCCUGUCUCCUCCUCCGGUUCGCCGACGACACAUACACGGAGAGUUACAUUAGCACCAUCGGUGUGGACUUCAAGAUCAGGACAAUUGAGCUCGAGGGAAAGACUGUCAAACUCCAGAUUUGGGAUACCGCAGGCCAGGAGCGCUUCCGAACGAUCACCUCCUCGUACUACCGCGGCGCCCAUGGUAUCAUCGUCGUAUACGAUGUCACUGACAACGACACUUUCACAAAUGUCAAGCAGUGGCUGCAGGAGAUUGACCGCUAUGCCUCCGAAGGUGUCAACAAGCUUCUUGUCGGCAACAAGUCGGACUUGACUGGCAAGAAGGUCGUCGAGUACUCGGUGGCGAAGGCACGAAUUCGCCGACCAGCUCACGAUUCCCUUCCUCGAGACGUCGGCCAAGAACGCCACCAACGUCGAGCAGGCGUUCUUGACAAUGGCCAAGCAGAUCAAGGACCGGAUGGGGUCCUCUUCGACACCCGCUGGCGCCGCCGGCAAAUCGUCUACGAUCACUCCUGGGCAGACGAUGACGCAACAGCAAUCAUCCGGCUGCUGCUGAUGUUCGAGCCUGCGCUCACCCGCAAGACGGGGAAGGACGUCGAUAAGCGGCAAAGGCUGAUCCAGAAAGCUUUGCUCGUGUACGCCAACAAGUUCCAGACGCGUCCCCUCUACGACGGCGGCAGCCUGAUGUAUUCGUCCUCCGCCAUCGAAACUGGAACCUACCGCGUCCAUGCGCAUCGCCAGGAAGCAUCUGCCGAGGCUGCUGGGUGGUACAACAUCAAAAUUAUCCGCACGGCUGGCCAGGAGAUCGAUCCCACAAUUUUGCUGCGACCGGGCAACCACCCCGACAAGCUCGCUGCGACCAAUCUGCUGCAGCUGGUCCUGAUCCAGGCGUCUCAGGAGGAGUAUUUUUCGAAAGGCAAGAGCUACUUCACCCCGGUCGGGUUGCGCGCGCCGACUCGCAUGCCGAUCGAGCUCUGGUCGGGGUACUCCCAGGCCAUGCGCCCGGCCCGAGGCGGCAUGCUCGUGACCGUCGACACCGCGGUCGCGGCGUUCUACAAACGCGGGUCCCUGAUCGACCUGUCGCUCGAGGUCCUCGGGUCCAACAACGUUCGCGACCUGGCCAUCUCGGAUCCCAGCCACCGGGCGUUCGUCACGCUUGCCGCGUUCUUCCACAAGCGGCAUAUCAGGACGCGCACGGCCGAGUCGAGGAUCAAAACGAUUCGUGAGCUGUACCCGGGGCCAGUCGGCAGCUACUCGUUCAAGAACGACAAGAUGGGGAGGAGCACAACGAUUGCUGAAUACUUCCAGAGACAGUACAACAUCCGCCUGCAACACCCCGAGCUGUUCGGGGUUGUGAUUUCGACACCCAAGUCUACUUACCAUCCGGUCAUCAUCCCGGUCGAGCUUUGUGUCAUGGUCGAAGGCCAGUUCUACAAGAAGAAGCUCAGCGGCCAGGCCACGUCGGAGAUGAUCAAGAUGUCGGCCCUGCCCCCGAAAGAACGUCUCGCGACCGUCCAAGGCAUCGCCGGGACCAACGCUCAGCACUCUCCUGUGCGCCGCUUUGCUGCUAGCCAGCACAUGCGAGAAGCCGGGAUGGACAUCGACACGGCUCCACUGGUCGUGGACGGCACGUAUCUGGGCGUGCCGGCGCUGGACUUUGGCUCGGGAUCGGUGACACCGCGCGACGGCGCCUGGAAUGUGAUGAACACGACGUUCCUUAAGGCCAAGGCGCUCGACCGGUGGGCUGUGCUGAACCUCGACCCGCGCGGAAUCCACCAGAAUCUGCUCGCCAAAACCAUCGGGGACUUGAUGGGUUGUUGCCGCAAACUAGGUGAGCAUGGGUAUGUUUUCUGUCUCAUCGCUGACCCUCACUUCAAUCAUUUCAUUGUAGCAGUCAGAGAACCCACCAAGGUCGACACCGUCAAUCCGAUGCAAGCAAAAGAGGUGCAGAUGGCGUCUCGCGUCCGCACUCAAUGUCUCAACGAGGAGAAGCUGCGUCGCGGAAACAACCAAUACUUCAACAAUAUCGCUCUCAAGAUCAACGCUCGCCUCGGGGGUGUCAACGCACGGACCAACUCGUCCGCACUGCAGAAAGCAUGCAGCGUCCCUGUCAUGAUAUUCGGCGCCGACGUCAACCACCCCAGCCCGGGCUCGUCGAGCGUUUCCGUCGCCAGUGUCGUCUGGUCGUUCGACGAGCUUGGCACGCGAUAUUGUGCAACGUCCCGGGUCCAGGCGCCCCGCCUCGAGAUCAUCGAGCCCGAAUCCCUCCAGGAGAUGGUCGCCGGUGCGCUGUCCAUGUUCGGGCAGCGGAACAGAAGGUCGCCUGCGCGCAUCUACUUUUACCGCGACGGCGUCUCCGAGGGCGAGUUUGAGAAUGUCAAGGCGUUCGAGAUCAAGGCCAUCAAAGAUGCGAUAGACCAAGUCUGGACACGAUUCAAUAUCCCGGAUCCCAAGCCGAAGUUGACCUUGAUCGUUGUUGGCAAACGGCACCACGUCUCCUUCUUUCCCGACAAGCCUUCCGCUGGUGACAAGACGGGCAAUUGCAAGGCCGGACUCGUCGUUUCGGACAAACUGGCGAAUCCGUACUACGAGGACUUUUACCUGCAGUCGCAUGCUGCUAUCAAAGGCACAUCGCGCUCGGCGCAUUACACCGUCUUGCUGAAUGAGAUGGGGGACAGCAUGCAGCAAUUGCAAGACUUGUCCUUUGCGCUAUGCCACGUUUAUGCGAAGGCGACUCGUUCGGUGUCCAUUCCGGCGCCAGUCUACUAUGCUGAUCUCGCCUGUGCUCGCGGCAAGUAUCACAUGGACCCUUCCGAGGGGCUGCAUUUCGACACCGCGAGCAACGCAAGCGGAGAGCGUGAGAUCAACCUCGAUCAAUGGUGCAAGGCGUUUCGCCAGGUCCAUUCUAACAUCCAGGGGAGCAUGUACUUUUUGUAG
Messenger RNA from Mycena citricolor, 2943 nucleotides. Lineage: Eukaryota; Fungi; Basidiomycota; Agaricomycetes; Agaricales; Mycenaceae. The record is from the annotation of a GenBank genome assembly.